Molecule: messenger RNA, 2706 nt
Organism: Sungouiella intermedia
Lineage: Eukaryota; Fungi; Ascomycota; Pichiomycetes; Serinales; Metschnikowiaceae
Source: the annotation of a GenBank genome assembly
AUGUCUCAGAAUAACACCGGAGAGGUGUUCCAAGGCGGCGCCACCACAUCGCAACACGUAGACGCUGAGGAUGACGACCAUUUUGAGAAUACCACCUUCAAAUUGAAACGGACCCGGUCUCUUGGCCUCUUGGACGAAUUCAUCGAUCCUGAGAAACAGGAACAAAGAAUCGAGAAUCACAACGCCGAAAUGGAGAAACUGGCCCCUUUGGUGGCUCCGUCUUCUUCAACUACGGUCACUGUACCCGACUCUACUAUUUCAGACGUUCCAGGCUCCAGCUCGGAAGAACCACCUUCUCAGUCCUCCGUCACCACACCAACGCCGCCAUUCGUCCGCAGCCCGGAGAUGAUUCCCCACGAUGACUCAGACUUGGUGGCCGAACCUUCCCGCCAUGUUGACUACUUGUCGCAUCAGUGGGAUGUGGAGGAUAUAUCGAAGUCGUGGAGAUAUGUGAUUCUGCGUCGGAAAAACGUGGCUAAUGCCGCCCGAUUGGAAAAUGCAUCAUGGCGGACAUGGGCCCAGCGUAGAUCGCACCUCAAGACCAUUAGUCCGGAAGAAGUCAACUGGCUGAAGGAGAGUGACGUCACUUGGCUUUACGGCCCCAUUGUAGACGAUGACGACCAUGACCAUGACCACGACCAAGACCAUCCAUCCAACGCCUCCCAGACAUGCAAUACUGCCAGCAGUGUUGUGGCUGGAGACAUAUCCAUUGCACGCAAAAACCACGGGCCCAAGCCUAUCUUAAAGAAACGUACUGUCGAAGACAUGAUGAUCAGUCACCUGAACCUAUUAAAGCUCGAGGUGGCUACGGCGAGAGCCGAACAGGAACAGAGACGCAGAGAGGAUGCGGAAGCUCAAAGACGCCGAGAAGCACAGCAAAAGAGUGGUGUUUCUGAGAGACCUCCGGAGUAUUUUGACUACGAUGUCAUCUCUGCAAAGCUCAACUCUCAAUAUAAGAACUUUUCACAGCAAAGUUCUGCAAACAACAGUGCUAUUAAUUUGGCUGCAAAAAAUCAUUCGGCUGUUGCGCCAGCAGACUUGUCAUCCAAGUUGGAGAAGGUAGCAUCUGAUCAGAAUGAAGCUGAGGAGCCGGAGCCUGUGUUGACUCUGCUGAUUCUCCAGCAUAGUCUGUCUGGGCUGACGUCUUCCAUCUCAAAGGAGAAGCGCCGUAUCCAUUUUAACGACGAAGUGCAACAAUGUAUUGCAGUCGACGAAUAUUCGAGUGAUGAGGAUGAAUAUGAUGAUUAUGAUGAAGAUGAUGACGACACUGAGUACGACUACGGUGAAAGUGAAAGUUAUAUUUAUGAAAAUCAACAGAGCGGAGAAAGUCGAUCAGAUUAUGAUGAACCGGCGGACAUUGAAGAUGAUGAAGAUGAAGAUGACGACGAUGACGAAGGCGGAUUUUUCUUACGUGUUAGGUCCCCUUCAUCCGCAUCCAUGGCUGGCUUCGCGCUUCCAGGUUUGUCUUCAUCCAGCAAAGAUUCGCCUAAAGAGAAUGAAAACAGCGAAGACACCGAGUCGAUAUCUACCAAUAACUCUAAAGUCUACAAAACCAUUCACUUGUUGCCUCCAACAACCUUGAACUAUGGCUCUUCCGACGAAGAAAGUGAUGAAUCUAAUCCAUACACAUCUAGUUUGUCUCACAAUGUGGACAACAGUGUUAGAGGCUAUGACUACUAUUAUGACUAUAAUAGUGUUUAUCAGGUCGAUCCAAACCACGCUAUCUACGGAGCAAAGAAGGCCCCUGACGUUGUUGAUGUCCCUGAAAACAUUACCUUGGGAUCCAACUUCGACUAUGAGAUCAUCGAGAACGAAAAUGCUGACAACUUUGACUAUGCUCCAUUGGAGAUUGUGGGUCACUCACAUGCAAACACUACUGACAGCACGGCUGCUUCUGGCGCUACUAUAAAUCUGAGCGACAAGGAGCGCUUGCCUAUUUCAUCAUUGGAUGAUUCAGCUGUAUAUCCUGUGAGACCAGUCCCAUUGUCAAUGGAUGCGUCAGAUUCGUCCUCAGAAGAUGAAGAGGAAGGUUUGUCCAUACACACGAAGAAUUCAAGCCAGUCGUUAGCUCAGCUGGUUUUUGGUGGACAAGGAAUGACGGCAGCAAUUUCUAAGCAAGAAACGGACCACUUUCCAAAAGAUUUCAUCAAGGAGAGAGAGCCUGAAGCAAGACACAUCUCCGAAAUUAACCCUAGGUAUUCGUCCACAGAGCUUUCCAAGCAGCCACAUUCUUCCAGUUCGCUCUCAGACCAAUUUUUCUCUACUGGAAUGACACCAGCAAAAAACAGCGCAUUAGCCGAUCUGUUUUUUAACACACAAGACCUGCCAGAAAGCACGAGUUCUCCGUUGUCGCCCUCAUACAGCGGGACACAGUCACCUCCAGUGCAGCCCAAGUCGUCGCCGUUGCCCCCACACACUACAUCAGCUAACGCAUUCCUGGGACGCAGCACACCACCACUCAGCAAAAAGGAAAGCAAAAAAUCGUUUAUCUUCGACUCAGACAGCGAAUCGGAAGACGAGUUUAUUGAGAACGUGAACCCUCCUUCAUCCACUGCCAGCAAUGACAGCACAACGUACGCAUCCUUAUACGCAGUUGCUGACCGCAACGGCAUCCCAGUGUCUCCUCCAGAUUCUGAAGAGAACCAAAGACAAAAGAAGGGUCUGGCCAUGGCCAACUUCUUAGGAGGUUGGAACAAAGGCAGUUGA